AUGCAGUCCAAAAUAUCGACAUUGAUUCUCACCCUCGCCGGUAGAGCCUUUGCUGCACGGCAUCUUCCGUUCAACCUGCCAAACGUAACUUCACCUACGCCCUUCAAACUCGAGGUUGACCAAGAUGUCAUCAACUUUGCCAAGGAACGGGCAAGCACCUUUCGUGUCACGCAAAGUGUUUACCCAGGACUGACUACCGAGGGUGGUUCUACAGAACGAAUGUCCGAGCUGGCCAAGUACUGGGCAGAAGAGUAUGAUUGGGAAGCCCAGUUGGUCAACAUCAACCAACUCCAGCACUUUGCCACUACUGUUCCCGGCAAUCGUGCCUAUGACGCCCCUAUUCCUCUUCAUUUCACCCACCAUGCAUCCCCCAACAAGACCGCGAUCCCACUACUCUUCAUCCACGGAUGGCCAUCCAGUCAUCUGGAGUGGGUGAAGCUCAUCGAGCCACUGUCUGACGCCUUCCACAUCAUCACUGCCGAUAUUCCUGGUUUUGGCUUCAGCCCAGCGCCCACGCAACCCGGCCUUGGCCCGCGCGAAGUAGGGAUCGCCUUCGACUCUUUGAUGAAGCAGUUGGGCUAUGAGACCUACGGCAUCGUCAUCACAGACAUUGGGUGGCUCGUCGGACAAUGGAUGGCUGUCGACGUAGCUGACAGUCUCAUUGGUUACUUGACCGAUUUUCAGCUGAACAAUGUCACAGACGAAGAUUUGGAGCGGGUGGCGAAAAACGAGACAACAGCCGAGGAGAACGACUUCAUUGCAUCGACUCUGGCAUUCGCCAACGAUCACUUUGCCUACUCCAGCAUUCAAGGCCAGAGCCCCUUGACGCUGGGCUGGGCCAUGUCUGAUAGCCCGGUGGGUGUUGCUGGCUGGUACUGGGACCUCAGGGGGUUGUCCAGUGCUGGCAACGAAUACUCGUAUGACGAGAUCAUCACAGACACGUUGGUGAAUUGGAUCCAAGACCCUUAUAACAAUUUCCGAAUCUACGUGGAGUCUUUGAAGCCCGAGACUCUCAACUUCCCCAAGAGCAAUAUCCCAGCCGGCAUCACCCAAUGGUCACUCGAGGGUGGACCAUUCCCCGAACUCGCAAACUUCGCAUUCGCUCCGCGAGACUGGGCAGAGCGUACAGCCAAUGUCGUGUUCUUCCGGCGCCACGACUUUGGCGGCCACUUUCCCGCCCUGCACGCCCCCGAGGCUUUCGCUGAGGAUAUUCGGGCAUUCUACUCUAGCCUAUAG
Messenger RNA from Clonostachys rhizophaga, 1236 nucleotides. The record is from the annotation of a GenBank genome assembly. Lineage: Eukaryota; Fungi; Ascomycota; Sordariomycetes; Hypocreales; Bionectriaceae.